Cucurbita maxima (winter squash) is the source of this 2159-nucleotide messenger RNA. RefSeq lists its product as uncharacterized. Lineage: Eukaryota; Viridiplantae; Streptophyta; Magnoliopsida; Cucurbitales; Cucurbitaceae. Gene Ontology annotation, biological process: positive regulation of growth. The record is from RefSeq and is a predicted model, not a curated record. Bases 180 to 2135 code for a protein of 651 amino acids. The transcript is spliced from 13 exons.
GACUUUCCUCUCCACUUGCCUUUUCUCCCAUUCCCAUUUCCCCUUUCUUCAAUCGCUUCAACAUCAUCACCUCGGAGUUUCAAUCUCCCUUUCUUCUACAUCCAUCUACGCUUCCCAAUUCUUUCCUGAUUAAAAUUGUGGACGCAGGACAAAUAUAGUUUGGUUUGUUUUUGUACACAAUGGGUGGAGUUUGUUCAAGAACAAGAACCACUUCUGAUGAUGUUGGUAGCAGUAACGGUGGUGGAGGGGUUGGUGAUUCUAACAAUGAGUUGGGCAUGGUUCAUCAUACUUGUGGACUGCCCUCCAAAAUUAGUGAUUCCACCCCUGCUGUUGCUGUUGCUGAUGGCAUGAAUAAGGCGUUACGAGAACCAUUUUCGUUCCCGGAGGUGAAUGCGGUGGUUCCAUAUGGAUUGGACGAUAUCAAUGAUGGAAUUCCUCGCUUAUCUCGAACGUUAUCUCAGAAAUCUAGAUCAACCAAGUCGAGACAAGCUGUUGCAAAGGUUUCAGAAAUGAGCUCUCUUCUAGGCAGAGCGGGUACUGUUGGGCUAGGAAAGGCUGUUGAUGUUUUGGAUACACUUGGCAGUAGUGUGACAAGUUUGAAUCUUGGUGGUGGUUUCACCUCAGGGGUGACAACAAAAGGGAACAAAAUUUUAAUCUUAGCUUUUGAAGUUGCCAACACCAUUGUGAAGGGUUCUAGUCUAAUGCAGUCGCUCUCGAAACGUAACAUCGAAGUUUUGAAGGAGGAAGUGCUUCCAUCAGAAGGGGUCCAAAAUUUGAUAUCAAGAGACAUGGAUGAACUCUUGAGAAUUGCAGCAGCAGACAAGAGAGAAGAACUGAAAGUUUUCACUUGUGAAGUGAUUCGCUUCGGAAAUCGUUGUAAAGAUCCUCAAUGGCACAAUUUGCAUCGCUAUUUUGAUAAGUUAGGUUCAGAAGUUACACCACAAAAGCAAUUGAAGGAAGAUGCUGAGGCAGUGAUGCAGCAGUUGAUGACAUUUGUACAGUACACAGCAGAACUUUAUCAUGAAUUACAAGCCUUGGACAGAUUUGAACAAGAUUACCGGCGCAAGCUUCAAGAGGAGGAUAGUUCGAACACGACGCAAAGAGGAGAUAGCAUUUCGAUCUUAAAGGCGGAGUUAAAGAACCAAAAGAAGCAUGUCAGAGGUUUGAAGAAGAGAUCUCUCUGGUCCAGGAUUCUCGAAGAGGUGAUGGAGAAGCUUGUGGACAUAGUGCAUUACUUACAUUUGGAGAUUCAUGAAGCCUUUGGUAGUGCCGAUGAUGAAAAGCCAGCCAAAGGUUCUCAGAAUAGCCACAAAAAGUUAGGGACGGCUGGUCUCGCUUUGCAUUAUGCAAAUAUCGUUAGUCAAAUCGAUACACUUGUAUCUCGUUCGAGUUCCGUACCUCCUAACACAAGGGAUGCUUUAUAUCACGGACUACCUCCCAGUAUAAAGUCGGCAUUACGCUUAAAACUACAGACGUUUCAGCCCAAAGAAGAGCUUACAAUUCCUCAAAUCAAAGCCGAGAUGGAGAAAACUUUGCAUUGGCUUGUUCCCAUUGCCAAUAACACUACCAAGGCUCAUCACGGUUUCGGUUGGGUUGGAGAAUGGGCGAAUUCCGGGGCCGAAACAAACCGAAAACCUUCUGGCCAGAGCGAGUUACUAAGGAUCGAGACACUCUAUCAUGCAGAUAAAGGAAAAACGGAGUCCUACAUCCUUGAACUGGUGUUAUGGCUUCACCAUCUGAUCAGACAAGCUAGAGCUUGUAAUACUGGAAUAAGGUCUCCUGUUAAAUCACCAAUUAGAUCUCCGAACCAACAAACGAUUCAUUUAUCGAACCAGAAACCAAAUUCUCCAUCCUCGACGUUGACGGUAGAAGACCAGGAAAUGCUUCAAUAUGUGAGCAAAAGGAAACUUACCCCGGGAAUAAGUAAGAGUCAGGAAUUUGAUUCAGCAAAAACCAGGUUAAGUAAGUACCAUAGGCUAAGUAAAAGCAGCAACCAUUCCCCAACCAAUGAAACCAAGCAGGAUCCGUCCACCCUUCGGAGGCCGAACUCCAUCCCGAUUAUUGAUUUUGACAUCGACCGUAUGAAAGCUCUGGAUGUCAUCGAUAGAGUCGAUAAUAUUCGAAGCGUUUCAUAAUCGGGGAUCGAAGAGCAAGACUUG